AUGGGAAUCAAGCCCUUCUCUCACGCACAAGCGAUGGCAAGAGGAUCAGGGGAGAUAGAUUCUGACACAGGGAACUUGAUGCCUUUCCUUGACCACCUCCUCACCUACAAGAUCACAGCUUACAACACUAGGCACCAAAGAGGAAGAAAGCUUAGUGUUGGAGGGCUCAUCACACCUAUCUUGUGUGCUGCUGGAGUAAACCCAACUGAUAAGAGAGCUACUGAACCAGGUUGGAUGGACAUCAAGUUUUGCAAGACCAACCUCCUCAUUGAGCACAAGGAGUUGGAUGGGAGGUUCCAAUUCAAGUUCACACAUCCAUUGGCUGGACCCUCCAAGCUUCUCCCAACCCUGAGCUCACCACAGUUCAGGGAGGAGCCUGAGCUCGAUCGAGCUGAGGAUCAGCUGAGUCGAGCUGAGGAUCGAGCUGAUCAGCCAGGAAGUGCGAUUGGAGGAUUGGACUUCUCCAAAGGUUCAACAAGUGGCAAGGGAAAGCCAUGGAAAGAUGCAAAAGUCCAUGGACAAGAUGGUGAGCAAGAUCAAGAGCUUGGAGAAGAAAGUUUCUGGUUCUUCAAGCAAGAAGAAGAAGUCCAAGGCCCCACUUUCCCUAGGAGUAGGUCACUCCUCACCACUCCAAAGGAGGCUCCCUGCCCAAGAGCCUCACAGAGCCUCUUCUUUCGAGCCAAGGGAAGGAGAGACAACACGCAGAGAAGGAGGAAGACUUCCAAGGCCAGACGCUCCAGCUCGACCACCGGACUCGAUCGAGUCCAAACAGAGGAAACUCAACUCGAUCGAGCUGAGGGUCGAGUUGACCUGGAGGAGCCCCUGUUUGAGAACCCUGGAUUCGAGUACGAUCAACCAGUACCAGGACUUCUCCAGACUGGACCCCUACAACAGCUUCGAGCACCAAGCUCCACCAAGGCCAAGGAGCCACACACUUUCAACGAUGAAGAAGAGGAGGAAGAGGAGCCACAAGCUCGAUCGAGUGAGCCGAGGCAACCCAGUUGCAGUGGAGCGCUCCUGAUGGCCGUCUCCCAUCUCCAGACCACGACCUAG
This is a messenger RNA of Microthlaspi erraticum, 1053 nucleotides long. The record is from the annotation of a GenBank genome assembly. NCBI's taxonomy places the organism in Eukaryota, Viridiplantae, Streptophyta, Magnoliopsida, Brassicales, Brassicaceae.